Molecule: messenger RNA, 1644 nt
Organism: Anolis sagrei ordinatus
Lineage: Eukaryota; Metazoa; Chordata; Lepidosauria; Squamata; Anolidae
Source: RefSeq, a predicted model, not a curated record
CUAAGCGUUCACGUGACUCGCUGGGAGGACUCCCAACAUGGCGGCGCUCGCUCCGACUCCGUCUUCUCUCCCUCCCGGCGGCCGCUAUUGCCUGGUGAGCGGCAUUCCGGCCGGGCUCCGUUCCGCCGACCUCCGCGGCUACUUCAGCCAGUUCGUCGAAGCCGGGGGAUUCCUCUGCUUCCAUUACCGGCACCGUCCCGAAAAGGAAACUCUCCCUCAACGCCCAGGCCCGACCUGCUGCUGCCUCGUGGCCGUGAAGGCCGGCUGGUCCCGCCGCUUGGUCCGCAUGUACUCAGGGAAGCGCUGGCUCGACCGCCAAGGAGACACCCUGCCCGGGCGGUGCCUCAUCCGCAGGGUCCGCGUCUCCCCGCAGGAAGAUGUUGACACAUUUGCCUAUAAAACCAAAAAGGAACAUCACAGAAUAUCAAAAGAAUCCUUCACUCAAGGUGAUUUAAAACACCUCCCUGAACUAAAUCCUCCUGCAUUCAUGCCUUAUGGGAAUGUAGGAACUCCUCUGAGAGUCUUCUUGGAUCUCAUCAAAGCUUGCCGGAUGCCUUCCAGUAUUAUCAGGAAGCUACAGUUGCAGUUCCCCAAAUCAGGUUCUUCUCGCAGAUAUGGAAAAGUGCCAUUUACCUAUAAGGAAACUGAGACUGUUGUAGAAGAGGAGCGAGUGUACACAGCUACCGGUGAGGAGGUCACAGAAGGAGAGCCCCUGCCAAAAGAAGGAAUGGCCAAUCAUGAUGGAAGCACCGAGGAGAAAGACUGGGAAGAUGCAGGGGAGGAAGAAGCAGCAGAGUCUCCACAGAACAGCGAAUCAGAUGAUGAUAGAUGUGAAGAGUGGGAGAGACACGAGGCUUUGCAUGAAGAUGUCACAAGCCAGCAACGAAUCAAGGAGCGCCUCUACGAGGAGGAGAUUGAACUGAAAUGGGAAAAGGGAGGCUCUGGGUUGGUUUUCUAUACAGAUGCACAAUAUUGGCAACAAGAGGAAGAAGGAGAUUUUGAUGAGCAGACAGCAGAUGACUGGGAUGUAGACAUGAGCAUCUACUAUGACAAAGAUGGUGGUGAUAAGGAUGCUCGCGAUUUUGUCCGGAUGCGGCUUGAGCAGAGGCUUCGGGAUGGUUUGGAAGAUGGGUCUGUUGCAGGACAAACAAUUGGGAACUUUGAAAAAUAUACCAAGGGCAUCGGCAGGAAAGUGAUGGAGAAACAGGGCUGGACUGAAGGCCUUGGUCUGGGAAGCAGCAAUUCAGGGAUGCCGGAAGCACUGAUUGGUGAUGGCCAAAAUCCCAAAUGCAAGAGGGGCUUGGGGUACCAUGGUGAGAAGCUCCAGACUUUUGUCAAACCCAAGAAGCCUCGGCAAGAUGGCCGUCCACUGAUCUCCACCAUCUAUGACGACCCCCAUCCGGAGGACGGAAAAGAGCAGCUGCUUCGGCGUCAGCUUCCGAUCAGCUUGAAGUAUCGGCAAGAUGUGGACUUUUCCCAUGACAUUCAUAGUUUUCACAGGGGCUCUGAUUGGUCCUGAGAGACUACCACUAAGGACUGACUUGUACUUCUGCAACAGCAUUUUAAAAAUUUAUUCUAUUUGUGUGGUUUUUAAAAAAAUAACAGAUGUAAUUAACCACAUUUGGACCAAAAACUAAUUAAAAA